AUGGCAAAAAGAAAUAGAAUGGACUCUGUUGAUAGGCUGGAGGUAGAUUCUCCACUGUUAAUUAGAUCAAAUAAGGGUGAGGGAAGCUAUAAUAAGUUCAUCAGUUCCAGAGAUGUCCAAUUGGACUUGAAAAUGACAAAAAGUGAGAGAGAUGGUAGUUCAGUGCAAUCCAAAAAGAGAGCUGCGAAGAUCAGAAAAUAAAACAUCUUUGAUUUUCCCUGAAAGCUGCUUGAAGAACACCAAAUUAAGCAUAGAUAGCUCUAAAGCAGUCAACAUGAGAAUCUUAUACUCCAGAAAAAGGUGAAAAUCAAAGAUGGCUAGGAGGUCAUUAAAGAAGAGGGUCAGUAAACCUCUAUUUUUGGAAGGAAAUCUUUCUAAAUAUGAACCAGUCAAGAGACUUAAGAACCAACGUAUGAAUUCAACGCUGAUUGAAGAACUAGAGAAUUUCAUCCCAAUGCCUUGAGAUAUGAUUGAGGAUAAAAUUGAGUACUACUUCUCACCUUACAGCAAAGAAGAAGAUGGGCAAAUUCAAAGGUUACACUAUGACAAGUUUAUGCAGUUUGACCUCCCUCAGAAGGAUAAACUCCCUGCAGCUGAGACUGGAGACUCAUCUGGCUGGAAAUAAACUUAUGAACUUUAUUACAACUGAGAACCAGAUGGUGUUCAGAAGAUCUUUGAAAUAAAAUAAAUAAUCAGCUUUAUUCUAAGUUAAGAAAUAUCAUAUCCAAGAAUACUAUGAGUAAGUAUUUCUUGCCUGAGAAGGCAAAGGAUCAAUGAGGCUCGAUUUCCAGCGAAUUCUCCGAUCAUGGAAGUAUCAAGAGGCGCACGGUAGUAGCCCAUCGGGAGAGAAUGAGUCUGAAUUUGAACCAACAUCCCAGGAAGAGCAGAAUUCUCUCCGGAGUUCAUCGACAUCGACCUUCCUUGAACCAAGCUGAGCAGUUUCUCAUGUCGAUCCAUCAUGAAAGCAUGAGCAACCUUAUUGGUCGGGUAAACCAACAAAAACUAGACAAAGAUAAAAAGAAAGAAGAAAACUUUACCAAAAUAUUUGAGCAGCAGAUGUCGAUGAUCAAGGAGAAGUCUUCAAAUAAGAACUCUCCCUCUCCUAAUAAGAAAAGGAAGAAAGUUAUGAAGAAGGUUAAGGAAGAUGUUGCAGCGUAUUGAUAUCUCAAAAAAUCUACAAUAAAGAGUAGCAUUAAAUAAAUUUGAGCCUGUUGGGAUUAACAAAUCUAUCGUAAACUUGAAUGCUUCAUGAUCGAUCCCUGAUUUGAAGACAUUUGAUAAGAGAGCAAAUUCUAAACUACAAACAACAAAAACGACGCAUACUAGUUGUAAUGCAAGUGUUGAGAACACAAAUAAGGGUUAUUCAUCACUAGAAAGACCCUUAUCGCGGUCUCUUUACCAAGACAUGCAGGUGCCUCUCACCAUGGAGCCAAAGUGGAUAAAAUAACAUGCAGAAGCAAUGCCGGCGGGUCUUACAGGCAGCUUCAAAGUCAUUCAAACUUCCCAAAAAUGCAAAAGAUCUGAUUAAGAAGAAGAGGAUCAAGAGAAAACACAAUCUUAAUAAAGCAUAUCAAGGUUUUGGAGUAGAAAUCUAAAUUUGAGAACCACCAAUAAUUCAUCAAAGAAGCUCUAGAACUCUGGGAGCGGUCAUUCUAAACUAUAGUCUUUGUGAGUCACUAAAUAUUCG
This is a messenger RNA of Moneuplotes crassus, 1687 nucleotides long. Lineage: Eukaryota; Ciliophora; Spirotrichea; Euplotida; Euplotidae. The record is from the annotation of a GenBank genome assembly.